AUGCAUUUCAAACACCUCUCCCUCCUCGCCCUCGCGGGCUACGCCCUCGCCCAAGACUCCAGCACCCCCCAAUCCCUCAAUGCCACCCUCUCCGGCAACGACCAGCUGUCAAACUUAACCUCCUUCCUCGCGCUGCAACCGCAGCUCCUUGACACCCUCUCCAACGCGCAGAACAUCACCAUCCUCGCGCCGUCCAACAAUGCAUUCAGCGCGUUCCUCAAUUCAUCUGCGGGCUCGCAGUUGGCUGAUGACCCGGGCCUCGUCGCCGCUCUGCUGUCGUACCACGUCCUCAACGGCACGUACACGUCGAGCAUGAUCUCGAACACGAGCACUUUCGUCCCGACGCUGUUGACGAACGAGUCGUAUGCGAAUGUCACGGGCGGCCAGGUGGUCGAGGCGAUUAUGAUUGGCAACGAGACGGUCUUCUACUCGGGCCUGCUGCAGAAUGCCACCGUUUCGCAAGCUGACCAAAACUUCACCGGCGGCGUCCUCCACAUCAUCGACUCCGUCCUCACGCUCCCCACCGACAUCCUCAGCACCGCCUCCGCCGCGAACCUGACCGCCCUGCGCGGCGCCAUCAACGCGACCAACCUGAUCGACACGGUGAACUACACGCCCGACGUGACCAUCUUCGCCCCCACCAACGAGGCCUUCCAGAGCAUCGGGUCCGCGCUGGAGAACCUCAGCGAGUCGGACCUCGCGAACGUGCUGGCGUACCACGUCGUCAACGGCACGGUGGGCUACAGCACGGACCUGGUGAACGGGACGAGUUUGCAGACGGCGAACGGGGCGAAUCUGACGGUUACGGUGGAGAACGGGACGGUUUUUGUUAAUGCGGCGAGGGUUGUGACGCCGAAUGUGCUGGUUGCUAAUGGCGUCGUGCAUGUUAUUGAUAACGUCCUCAACCCAAGCAACACCAGCCUCGCCGCCCCGGACGCCACAACCGGCGCGCCGGGCUUCACCGCCUCCCCCGGCACAGAGGUGCCCUUCACCUCGGGCCAGCCGACGCCGACCACGCAGAUUAAUCCUACGUCUGAGGGGCCCGGCCCCGCGGAGACGGCGGCGAGCAGCAGUUCCACGGGCGCGGCGGCCGCGCCGAUGAGGACGGGGGCGGUGGGGGUGGGCGCGCUUUUGGGGGCCGGGGCGGCGGUGUGGUUUCUCUAG
This is a messenger RNA of Trematosphaeria pertusa, 1164 nucleotides long. RefSeq names its product Fasciclin-domain-containing protein. Gene Ontology annotation, biological process: macroautophagy. Gene Ontology annotation, cellular component: fungal-type vacuole membrane. The transcript is spliced from 3 exons. The coding region runs from base 1 to 1164 and encodes 387 amino acids. NCBI's taxonomy places the organism in Eukaryota, Fungi, Ascomycota, Dothideomycetes, Pleosporales, Trematosphaeriaceae. The record is from RefSeq and is a predicted model, not a curated record.